AUGGAUGGCAUCGAUCUCUGCGGAAAGGGGGACUUCAGUAGUGUUUCUUACCGUCCCGCACUACAGAGGACAGAAUCCAUGUAUGUUAGAGGCUUCGAGGCCUUUGAUUCUAGAAUGCAAGUUUUGCAGGAAAUUGUGGACGCAUUGAAGGAUGCUAAUGUUAACAUGAUUGGGGUGUAUGGGAUGGGAGGUGUGGGCAAAACCACACUGGUCAGAAAAGUAGCUAUGCUGGCUAAGGAAAACAAGUUAUUUGAUGAGGUGGCCAUGGCUGAGGUAACACAAACCCCAGACUACGAAAAAGUUCAAAAGAAAAUUGCUUUUGAUUUAGGCUUGGAAUUUGGACUGGAGAACGAAUAUCAGAGAAGUGGUUUACUACGGAACAAGAUAAAGAAGGAGAAGAAUGUACUUAUAAUAUUUGAUGAUAUUUGGACAAAGGUCGACUUGGAUGCAAUUGGAAUUCCUUUCGGGGGAGCUGAGAAACAAGGAAAAGAUGACAAGGUGAGGCGAUGCAUGGUAUUGCUAACUUCUAGAAAUCUGGAUGUAUUAAAAAAAGAUAUGAAGAUUCAGAAGAACAUCCCUGUUCUUCCUUUAUCUGAUGGAGACUCAUGGAAUUUGUUUGGGAAGAUUGUGGGUGAUUUGGCAGAAAACCCUGAUUUUCAUGAUGUAGUAGUUCAGAUAGUUACCAAAUGUGCAGGUUUACCAGUUGCUAUUUCAACAAUUGCACAUGCAUUGAAAAAUGAGAGUCUUAAUGCUUGGGAAGAUACCUUGGCUCAACUAAAAAGGUCUAAUCCAAGAUGCCUUCUAGAUAUGGAUGAAACUUUGUACUCUACUAUAGAACUGAGUUACAAUUUUUUGAAAAAUGAGGAAGCAAAAACACUGUUUCUUCUCUGCGCUCUAGAAAAUGUAGGCACUAGAAUGUACUUUGCUGACUUAUUGAGAUAUAGUAUGGGUUGGGGUUUGUUUGGAGAUGGUUAUACAUUAGAAGAAGGAAGGAAUAGAUUGCAUAGGUUGAUCGAUCAUCUGAAAGCUCGUUGUUUAUUGUUGGAUGACGAUGAAGAUGACAACAGAGUUAAAAUGCAUGACAUUAUUUAUGCUGUUGCUGUAUCAAUUGCAGCAACAGAUAAGUUAAUGUUUAAUAUUCAAAAUGUCUCUGGCUUGAAGGAAGUACUGCGGGAGAAAAAAGAUUCAAAUGCUAUAUCUUUGCCGUAUAGAGAUAUUUAUGAUGAGCUUCCCGAAAAGUUGGAAUGUCCUAAACUCAAGUUGUUCUGA
This is a messenger RNA of Pistacia vera, 1269 nucleotides long. Its product is annotated as probable disease resistance protein At4g27220. The coding region runs from base 1 to 1269 and encodes 422 amino acids. Gene Ontology annotation, molecular function: ADP binding. The transcript has a single exon. The record is from RefSeq and is a predicted model, not a curated record. Lineage: Eukaryota; Viridiplantae; Streptophyta; Magnoliopsida; Sapindales; Anacardiaceae.